AUGUGCAAGCAUAUUACUAACGCCCAAGUCUCAAUCCGAACACAAUGCUGUCGAAAGUGGUAUGACUGUCCACAGUGCCACGAGGAAGCCGAAGACCACCCACUUCGAAAGACGACAGAAAUGACCUUUGCAUGCAAAAAGUGUCGAAAGGCGUUCCGAAAAGAUCUCACGGACUUUGACGAAGCAGACAGCUUUUGUCCUUACUGCGACAACAACUUCAUGAUCCCAGCAGAAACUCCAGAGACCAAGCAGCUGGACGCGAUAGCCGAGGGCACACACGAGAUCCGACUUCCCGGCAGCGGAGACAAGAUUCUCGAUUCUCGUAUGAUGAGAAAGGAAGACAUUCCUCAAGAUCUGUGGGAUGAGCUGGAUAACAUCUAA
Messenger RNA from Yarrowia lipolytica CLIB122, 381 nucleotides. RefSeq lists its product as uncharacterized. Gene Ontology annotation, molecular function: zinc ion binding. Gene Ontology annotation, biological process: protein import into mitochondrial intermembrane space. Gene Ontology annotation, cellular component: mitochondrial intermembrane space. The record is from RefSeq and is a predicted model, not a curated record. Lineage: Eukaryota; Fungi; Ascomycota; Dipodascomycetes; Dipodascales.